Messenger RNA from Cygnus atratus (black swan), 8833 nucleotides. It is a transcript of the gene KLHL24, whose product is annotated as kelch like family member 24. The record is from RefSeq and is a predicted model, not a curated record. Bases 581 to 2383 code for a protein of 600 amino acids. The transcript is spliced from 9 exons. Lineage: Eukaryota; Metazoa; Chordata; Aves; Anseriformes; Anatidae. Gene Ontology annotation, molecular function: protein binding.
GCCAGCCCCUUUGUUUUGAGCGGCGCUGGCAGCGCGACCGGCAGCGGCGGGGAGAGGCCCGCACUGCUCCGCUCCGCACCGAGCACCCAGCCCCAAGCCUCGCGGCGGCGGCGGCAGCAGCACCGCCGGGCACAGCGCGGCCUGGCCCGGCCCGGCCCGGCCCCUGCUCGGCUGUGAGUGCGGGGCGGGGGGUGGUUGGCAGCGCCGGGCUCCCGGUCGCUGAGGGGCGGCCACCGGGCGCAGCGCUACGCCGAGAUGGUCACUGGUCCUGUCAUGCCACACAAGUGCCAGCGUUGACCUGAGGGAGUAGCGGGUGCCGGUACUGGGUGGAAGCCACCUCCCUUGGCAGCAGCAGAGGCUCAGCUUCAGUUUUUUGCCCUCUCAUGCAAUAUGCCAGUGUCCUGUUUCUGAUUCCAGGCUAGCUUUGCUUUGGAAAAGCUCCAUUAACUUCAGUGAAAUUCUGGCUUUAAGCUGUGACACCAGAAUCAGGCCUUUAGCGUUUGUUUUCAUAGACCGUAGCACUGUGAAGGAGAAACUCAGACAACUUUUCUCAAUGACUCUAUAGCCAACUAAUGUAACAAUGGUACUAAUAUUGGGACGCAGACUGAAUAGAGAGGAUAGUGGGAUACGAGAUUCCCCUGCAACCAAGCGGAAAGUUUUUGAAAUGGACCCAAAAUCGUUGUCAGGCCCUGAGUUUUUCGACUUCUCCUCGGGAUCAUCACAUGCUGAAAGCAUUCUCCAGAUCUUCAAUGAAUUCCGAGACAGCCGGUUGUUCACAGAUGUCAUUAUCUGUGUGGAAGGACGGGAGUUUCCCUGCCAUCGAGCGGUUCUCUCAGCCUGCAGCAGCUACUUCAGAGCUAUGUUUUGCAAUGAUCAUAGAGAAAGCAGAGAGAUGUUGGUGGAGAUCAAUGGCAUUUUAGCUGAAGCUAUGGAUUGCUUUUUACAGUAUGUGUACACUGGCAAGGUGAAAAUCACCACAGAGAAUGUGCAGUAUCUCUUUGAAACAUCAAGCCUCUUUCAGAUUAGUGUUUUACGUGAUGCCUGUGCCAAGUUCCUGGAGGAGCAGCUGGAUCCCUGUAACUGCCUGGGAAUCCAGCGCUUUGCAGAUACGCACUCGCUCAAGACACUGUUCACCAAGUGCAGGAAUUUUGCGCUGCAGACAUUUGAAGACGUGUCUCAGCAUGAAGAGUUCCUCGAGCUGGGGAAAGAUGAGCUUAUUGAUUACAUUUGCAGUGAUGAACUGGUGAUCACUAAGGAAGAGAUGGUGUUUGAAGCUGUCAUGCGCUGGGUGUACCGGGCAGUUGAGUUGCGAAGACCAGUGUUGCAUGAGCUUCUGACACAUGUCAGGCUCCCACUACUACACCCAAACUACUUUGUUCAGACUGUAGAGGUGGACCAGCUGAUUCAGAAUUCCCCUGAGUGCUAUCAGCUGCUGCAUGAAGCCAGGCGGUACCAUAUCCUUGGAAAUGAGAUGAUGUCUCCCAGGACUAGGCCACGCAGAUCAACUGGUUAUUCAGAGGUGAUAGUUGUUGUUGGAGGCUGUGAACGAGUUGGAGGGUUUAACCUGCCGUAUACCGAGUGCUACGAUCCUGUAACAGGAGAGUGGAAGUCACUGGCUAAACUUCCAGAGUUUACCAAGUCUGAGUAUGCAGUGUGCGCUCUGCGGAAUGAUAUUCUUGUUUCAGGUGGAAGAAUCAAUAGUCGGGAUGUUUGGAUUUAUAACUCUCAGCUUAACAUUUGGAUCAGAGUUGCCUCCUUAAAUAAAGGCAGAUGGCGUCAUAAAAUGGCUGUGCUUCUUGGUAAAGUAUAUGUUGUUGGAGGAUAUGAUGGGCAAAACCGCCUCAGCAGCGUGGAGUGUUACGAUUCAUUUUCCAAUCGAUGGACGGAGGUGGCUCCCCUUAAAGAAGCUGUGAGCUCUCCAGCAGUCACCAGCUGUGUUGGCAAACUGUUUGUGAUCGGGGGUGGUCCUGAUGACAACACAUGCUCUGACAAGGUUCAGUCUUACGAUCCUGAUACUAAUUCUUGGUUGCUCCGUGCAACUAUCCCUAUUGCGAAAAGGUGCAUUACAGCUGUCUCUCUAAACAAUCUGAUCUAUGUUGCUGGUGGUCUUACCAAAGCAAUAUACUGCUAUGAUCCGGUUGAGGACUACUGGAUACAUGUACAGAAUACAUUCAGCAGACAGGAGAAUUGUGGCAUGUCUGUGUGUAAUGGAAAAAUCUAUAUCCUUGGUGGAAGACGAGAAAAUGGUGAAGCCACAGACACUAUUCUUUGCUAUGAUCCUGCAACAGGCAUUAUCACAGGAGUAGCAGCUAUGCCCAGGCCAGUAUCGUAUCAUGGCUGUGUGACGAUUCAUAGAUAUAAUGAAAAAGGCUUUAAACUGUAAUAUUUUUUUUUUCCUGGGGGGGAGGAAGAAAUAGCAGGAUUGAAUCCAGUGGUCUGCUGCAAGGCAGGUUUUUAAAUCCUGAAGUGGGAAAAUGCCCUUUCCUUACCUAAGUGUCAUGAAAAUUGUAUCCUGUGCCUUUAAAAAAAAAAAAAAAAAGCAGGGGGUUAAUUUAAAUUAAAAAUAAAACUAGUCUACAAAUCUGUAUAGUUACCAGAGUAUGUUGUACUGGUGAUCAGAAAGGUUGCCCUAUGUGUGUUAAGUAGUUAAAAUCUUGGAAGCUUUGUGGGGAAAGUGCCUUCACAAGCACUUGUGCCUGUGUCUGAAGAAGCAAUACCUACAAGGUUUCAGGUUCUGCUACUUGAAAAAAUAUGUAGCAAAUAAAUUUCAAAGAAGCAUCUAGUAAUAAUUACAGUUAAGAAAAAGCUUGUCUAAUUACAAUACAUAUGCAAAGCAUUCUUACAAGCAGAUUAUUUGGCUUAACCAAAUAGAUUUUAUUUAAGAUCAUGCAUGAUUUGGGAUUUAAAAAAAAAAAGGGGGGGGGGACGGCAGGUUGAUUUUAAGCUACGUAGGACAAAUAUUAGAAUACUUGAGAAAUGCUUUUCUCUGAAGGAGGACAGUGACAUCUUGGUUUUGUGAGCCACUGCAACAUACAGUGCUGAUUGCAUACCUUAACACUAUGGACCUUAUUCAUAGUGUUACUAAAUGCUUGUCAGAAAUACAAGGCUACAUGACAUGGAAAACUAGCCACUACUGGGGUGUAGGUAUGCAUCUGUAAAGCAGAUUUGGAAUCCUGGUUUUUAACUUCCCGAAUAAUAUGACCGAAGCCUAAAAGUUGCUGGGUUUGUUCUCUGCUCAAUGUGAAGCAUCUCUAAACUACUCAAGGAAUAAAGGAAAGAACUCAGAAUUCAACCACUUUUUUGAAUUGCAUUAUAAAUUACCUGGUAGAAGACAUAGGAACUCAGGUUGUACCCUACAGCUUACAAAUUGGUCUUCCAGAUCUGUCAUCUGAAGAGAUGGUGGAGUUACCCACCAAGUAUUUUUUGGCCUUUCUUCAGACAAUCACUCUAGCUCAAUUCGACUACUGUAUAAGCUGCUUGGCCACAGAUGGAAGAGGUUCUGGAAAGGUCCCUUAUGUCACUAGAAAAGAGCUGUGGAGCUGACCAUGUAGCCAUAUGAGGGUAACUCCCACACACCAUGUCUGGCUAAUUUUGAAGCCUAGAAAGUGCCUAUAUUUCAACCUGGAUUUUUUGUAGUAAAAGUAUUUCUUUAAUCUUUAAAGUCCUCCUUAUAUUUGUGUACUAUGUCUCAUAGUUCCAGUAUACAGUUAUACAACUGAGGCACAAGUUCUUGAAAACUGAAAUAGCACUUGAGAGUUGGAAAAUGUAUAGUACUUUCUAUGUACCAGUUUGCUAUUAAUCACCAAAAAACUCAGGAACUCCCUUUCAAAGGAAUUCUGAGGACAGCAGCCAGUAGGGAAAUUGGUCAGUGCCAGGACAGAAAAACAUAAGGCUCCUGCAGAGGCACCCUGGCCUCAGGGUUCUGGUCUACAUGCUUGCUCAGGAGGGUGAAAACAAGCACCAUGUCUGGAACGUCGGUCGUUCCACUGGACUCUCUUCACCAUCUGUUUUCCCAGAGUAUUUUUUCAUGAGAUGGAAAUUCUGACCCUCAGUGAAGCUAUGCCAAAUUGGGAGUCAUCAUUUUCAGUAACAUAUGGUCGUGACUUUUAAAGAGCACUGGGAGCUGCACUUUGUGAUGCAUUAACUUGUAACCUCAGGAAAGGACAAAAAUAACAGUUUGGGGCUGAAUACCAAACACUGCUUUGUAUAUGUUAAGAAUAUUGAUAAAAUACAAAUCUCUGCAUAUCAGUGAUGUCAUUAGGAAAUGGGUCCCUGAGAACACAUAUUCACAAUGCCCUAAAUAGGAAGCCAUUUGGUAACGUAAGACUUAAAUUUAAACCUUUUCUAAGUUUCUUGUGCCUGCUUGCCAAGUGUUACUUUGAAAAGGUUAUUUCAGUACCUGUGAAUAAGGUCCAUUGAUAGCAAUUGUAAUUGCCCAAUUAAUGAUGUUAUAUACUAACACUGUAUAGUUUGUGCUAUUGUUGUAAAUGACAAUGUAAAAAAUGAUAGGAGCACUUCAUUAGAGAUGCAGUUUGAAAAAUAUUCUCCCUUCCUUUGAUUUCCUUCUUCUUUGUAUUAAGAUGUGUGAUGCUGAUUGUCAUGCUAAACUGUCUUUAAACAUUCUUUAUUCAGUGUCAUCUAUGUAUAGGUAUCUUUUAACCUGAUUAUAAUACUGCACUAUGUAAAUACUGCUUUUUCUGGUUUUGAAAAUACAGCUAUAAACUGAAAUUUCUUAAUUAUGUACUGUUACCUAUUUUUGAAAAUGAAAGUGUUUAAUGAACCAGUAAAUGCAGAAAUGUAAAGAGAAGUUUUCCUCUACAGCUAUAGUUCUUGAACCUGUACUCAGUGCUGAACAGUUAGGUGUGGAGUAUUGCUAAAAGGGCAGUUACUCAUGCUAUGAUUUCCUCAAAACAAACAAGUUCUUUGGUUUGAAUCUGUAAGUAAUUUUCACUUAUAACCUGCUCUGUUUAGAACAGUACUUUCAGAUGUACUAGAAUUGAACAAUUCAACUUCGGUUUAAUGAAAAUGUACUGUUUCCUAGAAGGAUGCUUUAGUCAGGAAAUUGCUUUCCUGAGUCACCUGUACUCUGAUGCAUUUCAUUUAGGUGUAGAUGGAUUCAAAGAUUAAAACUCUGACUGUUCUAGCUGAUUAGUUUGUGGUUGAGCAGUAAGUUUUGCUGUUUGCAUGUUCUGUUGUUUGUUUUCCUCUCAGCCAGGAGAGAAAACUUUUAAUGUCUUUCAGUAUAAUCAAGACUUUCAUCAUGCAUGGUAACAGGUUGGCACCACCAAAGCAGGGCCACCUGCUUAAGAUAUAAUUUCAGCUUAACCAUGCACAAGAAGAGGGGAUCAGGUGUCUCCAAAGUCACACCUAGAACAAAAUUCAAGAGUUGUCUAGUAUCUCACUCCAGUAAACAGAUAAAUAUUAUAAGUUUCACUCUUAAAAAGAAACUAGAGUGAAUGUUUUCCUUCUCUAUUUUGCUAUCCACUACUUCCUGCUUGAAACUUCAUGAGACGUCCUUCUAUUCUUAGCAGUAUGAUCUUAACUGAGAAGAAAGGUGAUCUUGCCUUGUGGCCUGGCUUUGAGAAGGCUCUGUAUAGAAAGCUUGAGUAUUGUGUUGCAGUGUAGCCCAUGGCCGCCUGCUUUUGGACAGCCGCUGCAUCCCUUCAUCUCUCGAUUAUCAGGCAGCAUUGUAUGCUUGACAACUAUUUGGCUUAGCUGUAGGCUCCCCUCUUAGUACUGCUUAAAAAGGCAUGACUUGUGGCAUCUCUUCCAUUUGUACUACUAGACAGUUAAUUUUACAGUAUGAGCCUCAUGUACAUUUUGUCAAUUAAGCUCUGUGCUUUCCAGGCUAUAGCAGCAAGAAUCAACAGUUGUCCUUGUUUGUUUGUUUUUAAUUAAUUACCCAUGCAAUUCUCAUCAAAGGCUGCUCAUUUCGUGGAUAUCUUUAAUGCAAAUGAUGCUGAUAUGGGCCUUUAUGAUAAUUCAUUCAAGCUUUAUAAAUGAGGUUUUUACCACUGCAAGACUCUGAGAGAGGCUGUUGACGCAGGAACUGGAGGGGAACUGGAGGUGGUGCUCACCUUGACAGGCUCACAGAGGGAGCUUAGAUUACCUUGUGCUUGAUGGUCACUUGUGCUUGAGAGCAAGGGCACUGCUGGCUGCUCCAGCUUCUUCCUCAAAUAGCUGAGCUCACCACCUUGUCUUAGAUGAGUGCUCAAUUUAUUCUGUGCUUGUUUUAUUUGAGGGGCAAGGACAAGAGAAAGCAGUCUCACUUGUGCUUUCAGUUUCCCUCCUAAGCAAGGCAGAGGGGUAUGCUGGAGUUGCGCCUUGUUGGGGGUAGGUAGACCUGUGAACUUACUCCAGCUCCAAAGAGACCACAGAGAAGCUUGGGGGGGAUGACAGCAGGAGGAAACGAGGGAUUGUGCAUUUUCUGGGUUUGCUGAACCAAGACAUUUGGGAUGUUCAGCUUGCAAUUCCAGAUGCUGAAGCUCAGUUGGUUUAAAAAAAUAAAAUAAAAAAUUACCAUUUGUCGAGACUCCUAACUCAAAGAUGCAUACUUGGUCAAGGGCUUCUAGAGGCAAUGUUCAGGAAAUGCGAUGGUUCAUUUCUCCUACUUGCCUAACUGGACAAGUAUAUCUUUUAUUCCAUGCCUGAAGAUGGCAAAAGCCAAUUCAAGAGCAUUAAGAUGUGAUCACUGUGAGGCAACGUGAAUGUUUUUGUCUGAAUGUAGACCUGUGAAUACAAGAAAGUACAAAUGUUUCAUUGUGCCUGGUUCAAAAAUCUGAGCUAUAUAUAUAUAAAGGUUCUAUAAAGUAGGAUCUUUAUAAGAUAAGAUUUUUUAUGCAAAAAUUUGCUAUCUGAUUGGGGGCCAAACAGUGAUAUUUUUUUUAAUUUAUGUAUCUAGUAUACAAGUUUCCACAACUUACAUGAUUUCAUAUGGCAUUAAUAAAUAUCCAUCUCACUGUCAUUCAGUUUAUCAUGGUCGUGUCAGCGCUGCGAGUGUUACCACAAAACAGUAAGCAGCCUCUUCCUGGCCCCAAACCAGAUGUGUUCUCUGUCCCAUGUCCUUGUGUCAGCUUCUUCCAUAACUAAUGCUAUGCAUACAUUUUGUUACUCAAAGUAUAUAGCCCUGAUAAAAUUACUAAGAACUCUGCAGGAACAUUUUUUUCUACUGAAAUGCUCCAGUCUAUACUCCUAUGUUUGUGUGCACAUCCAUGUGUGUGAAUAGUUUUUGAUCAUUUUAUGAUAAUACUGUUCUGAGUAUGGCAUAUAAAAAGGCCCCGUGUACAGCAUGUUGAUAAUGUAAUUAUGGCUUCCUUUGUAUCAUUAGUUCCAAAGAAAAUAGUGCGUUAAUAUUGAAAAAUGUGCCUUCAAUUCACUUACAUUUUUAUCUGUUGUGAAAAAGUUUGGAUUAUUAUUCUUCCUGUUUAUUAGGAUCGGUCUUACUGUCCAGACUGUUGAUGUCCUUCUAAGAGAAAUAAAUCAUUUGUUAGAAGAACAGUUAAAGCUAUUGCAUAGAAUGCACCUAGAAUGCUUUCAUUAUUGCAGUGCUAUGGCAGAUUUAAUCUAGGGAAAUUUGUUUUUUCUCUUUGCUGUUUUCAGCACUUCUUAGUGACAACAGAUUGGAGUUCAGUCUUUGACUUCCUGUCCUUGAUAUGUACAGUUCUCUGUUUCUGAACACACUGACUUGUCAGUUGUGUCUUGUUCAAUAUACACAAUACAAAGCAAUAAUAUGAUGCAGCACGGCAAUAAGCAAAAUCAAGAGACUUGAAUGUAAUAUACUAUUACUAAUUUCAUCUAUGUAAAUGCUAGACCUAUGCGGGUUGUUCCCUUUUUGGUGUACCUGUAGCACUUUGGAUGAAUAGGAACUACUUGGCCAUGGAAAGAAAGUUUACCUCCUGAACUUUUAUCCAGAUGAUAUUCUCUUCACUUGAAAUCAUGCUUUGAUUUGACUGAAGAAAACAGCAGUUCAUGUUUUUCCUUGCCAGUUUCUUUACUAACAGAAACGGAAAAGAUUUAAGCUCUGCUAAGAGCUGAUCUCGCCUUCAAGGAUGAUCUGGUACAGCACAAACGACAUCUGAACAAGAAGUGCAGACCGCUUGGGGUGUGCCAGAGUCGGUGCAGUGUUGCGGCGUGUAUGUCUUCAGAUUGUGCUGACAGUAGGAGAGUGACUUUGUAAUGUAGUGCAAUCGCAAUAACAUUUACCUGUUAUGUUUAAAUGUAUUUCUUGCAUAAUUCUUUGGAAGUUGUUUUUUUUUUUUUUUUUAAGUUCGAUGUACCUAAUAAACAUUUGCCUUUUGAAUAGUUGGCUGUGCUUUAUUUUAGGUCUGAGAUCCAGGGAGGGGCUUGGUUGUGUAGAGGAAAUUCCUUCCUGUUUUUCUUAGGUCUUCUGUUAGAUUCUGCCUAUUUGUAGCCUCUUUACGCUGGAGAACUGACAAAGCAGAGCGGGGGCAUGUAACACGGCGGUUAGUGCUGGGUAUUGGGAAGGGAAAAGGAUGAGAACGGGCUCUGAAGGCAAAAAGCGCAGGAAAUCAGGAAGGGGUAGCGUAAGGGUAGGAAGGCGACCAGCACCACCACGGCUUGGAAAGAGACUGGCACACAGGUGCUUCUCCUGAAGUGAGCUGCUGCCUGGGCUGCUCCCAGCUCCUGCUUGCCAGCGUGUGAGGGUGGUGCUGAGGUGGAACCGACACGGUUUUGGGGAUUGCUCUUUCCUGAUGAAAGAAGAGAGCAUGGGAAACGCCUCUGAGCGCUGCAAGUCCACCACGGGAUAGUUCUAAGGCUUAAAAAUAGACUGGCAGCGGUGUUUUAACGACAUCCUCCUGUUCCUCUUCCCGCU